Messenger RNA from Uranotaenia lowii, 6218 nucleotides. It is a transcript of the gene cnc, whose product is annotated as segmentation protein cap'n'collar. Gene Ontology annotation, molecular function: DNA-binding transcription factor activity, RNA polymerase II-specific; RNA polymerase II cis-regulatory region sequence-specific DNA binding. Gene Ontology annotation, biological process: regulation of transcription by RNA polymerase II. NCBI's taxonomy places the organism in Eukaryota, Metazoa, Arthropoda, Insecta, Diptera, Culicidae. The coding region runs from base 1 to 3474 and encodes 1157 amino acids. The transcript is spliced from 12 exons. Gene Ontology annotation, cellular component: nucleus. The record is from RefSeq and is a predicted model, not a curated record.
AUGGCACGCGAAAUCUAUAUCGGUCAAAGCUUGAAGAGCAUAACGUUGAGGGAUUUAUGUUUCUGGAUGCACGACGCUUGGAGUGAAAUAAAGCGUACAAACCAAACUACCUCGGUUACCGUUGAUCAUUUACUGCUCCCCUCCAACUAUGAGUCGUUUGAUCACGAGGAUCUGUUCCUAAACACCGAUCCCUUUACGGACACCACCUCGUUGUUGGAACAGAACAUAGCCGACCUAAAUGACUUCGGCGAAGCCCCCAUCAACACCUAUGCCCUGGACACGAUUCCGCUUAAAAAUGAACCUCCACCAUCCAUGUUCGACGACUUCAUACGGAUGCCUUUCGAUCCGGGUUUCUUCAACCCGAACCAGAACGACCUUAACCCAGAGUCUCCCUCGGCGACAGCCAUGGACGAGGAACAGCCGACACCCAGCAGCAGCACGGCAACCGACUGCUGCCAGAAUUGUGAUGCUCGAAAACAACUCAAUUUGGCCGCAGCCCGCGGAGGCACGGAAGGUGUUGCUAUUAAACAGGAACGUCAAGAUGACGAUUGUGAUGAGCUCACGGAUCCCGGCUGUUCCGGGCCCGGCAGUUCCCAUCGGGGGCUAGCCAGCGGAGAAAUCAAGAAAGAACCACAAGAACAGGUUGAUGCCUUCCUUUCGUCGUCCUCUUCAACGGUUACGAUUAAGAAAGAGGAGGUCGAAGACGAGGAGGACCGGAAGCCGGUAACGGCCGAGUUGACACCGGAGGAAAUGGACCUCAUCGAGGUGCUCUGGAAGCAGGAUGUGGAUCUGGGCUUCACUCUAACGCCUCCGAUCGCGACGUCCACUUCCGGUAACGCCAUCGGAACAGCUCAGAAAUCACUGGACAAAACCGCUACCAACAGCUCCGAGGAUGAUCUGGAGAAGCUGAAGGUGCUGCUGGAGAUCAAGAAAGAUGAUGAUAAGAAGAAUGAUAAAAAGGAAGCCGAGGUAGAGGAUCCCUGGGCUGGACUGUCCUACACGAUCGAUGGCGAAACCGGUGAGUCAGCUUUUCCAGACCGACCCCAAGCACAGGUUUCCGAUGAAGGUGUAGAAUCUACAGGAUAUCGGGGAAAGUCCCGGCACCGGCAUCCGAACUCUCUGCCCCCCGUGUUUGAGAAAGGUGAAAAUGGGUUGGUCAAAAGAUUGGCACAGAAACAACAGUUCUUUGGUCAAGGAACCAUCCAAGGAUCCAAAUGUAUGCAAAUCAGUUCUGGUAGCCGAGAGAUAUCGAGCAACAAACGUUGUUAUCGUCUGGCGGCGGAAACUACCCACAGGUGCGGCAGUCAGACCAUUCCGUCGCGUACGAUCGCGAUCUCCGGUUCCCAGAUGCCGCCCGAGUGUCCCCCCAGUAUGGCACACUCAUUCAAACUUGCAGUUUUCGGUCCCUUCGAUGUUGAUCCUUCCCGCGUGCCGCUGAGCCGGGCCGUUUCGAUGGAACAGCGCUGGCAGGAUCUGGCCAACUUGCUGAGCUUUCCACCGGGCAUGGGCGUCGGCAUGGGGAUGGGCGAGAUGGCCGGACCGGCCCAUCCACACGCCCAUCACCACUACGCGCCCCACCACUACUCGUAUCAGCCAACCGGUGCCAUUCCCCAGCAUGGUCAGUACCAUCAUCCAUCGCACGCCGCGGUGCUGCAGAACGCAUCGCUGGCCGACAUCGGACCGACGCAGCCCCACUACGGGCCCAACCUGGGGUCGGCCGUCGCCACCAGCAUGCAUCUGACCAACUCGACCUCGGAAACCGAUGCCGGCGCAACCGGUUACAAGAUGGACCACGAGAUGAUGUACUAUUCGAAUGCAUCAUCGGAGAUGAAUCACACCGAUGGUUUUCUCAACUCGAUUCUCGAUGACGACUUGCAGCUGAUGGAUAUUGCCGUCAAUGAAGGAAUGUACACCAUGCGAAUGCUGGAACAUAACGCCACCAGUAGCAACUCUUCGGUUUUGGGUGGUGCCGGUGCCAUCGGUGGAAGUGCGGCGGCUACCGUGAUCGCCAAUUCUGCUGGAGCUGUUUCGAUGUCUCUGAACGGCUCAUCUGCCGGAGGAGCAUCGGCAACCGGAGGCGCAACAGGUGGGGAUCGGCUUGACGCGUCCAGUGACAGUGCCGUCUCAUCGAUGGGCUCGGAGCGUGUGCCCUCGCUGUCGGACGGAGAAUGGGGCGAUGGCGGAAGCGAUUCGGCCCAAGAAUACCACAACAAAUACGGCGGACCGUUCGACUACAGUUACAGUGCCAGUGUCAGUCGGAUUGGCGAUGGCACUCGGCAACAUCCGGUAGCUCAGAAAAAGCACCACAUGUUUGCCAAACGGUAUUUCCAGGAACAAAACACAACAAUUCCGGCGCUGGCGCCUUCUAAUACCACUUCAUCGUCGAGCACCAGUGUCGAUCAUCAACUGAACUCAAGCAUACCGAUCAAAUACGAAUACGACUACAUGCCCCCGGGAUCGAUGAGUCAUCUCGAGGGUGCAGUUGGACCGGUAGUGGUCACCAAACAGGAAGAUCAAGCCAGCGCUCACAAUCCGCUCUCGUCGGUGGACAUGAAAUAUCCGUACUCGCUGGACUUCGCCCGCCAAAACCCUACCAUACCGUCUUUGCCCCGGAACCACCAUCAUGAUGUAAUCCACCACAAUCAUACCUACACGCUGCCACACAACGCCGGUGGAGCCAACCCGAAACCACAAACGCGGGAUAAAAAGAUUCGCAAAGCUGAAGAGGAACACCUGACCCGGGACGAGAAGCGAGCCCGCGCUCUGCACAUCCCCAUGUCGUGCAACGAUAUCAUCAACCUACCGAUGGACGAAUUCAACGAGCGCCUGUCCAAGUACGAUCUGAGCGAAACGCAACUAUCGCUGAUCCGGGACAUUAGGCGGCGCGGCAAGAACAAGGUGGCCGCCCAGAACUGCCGCAAGCGCAAGCUGGAUCAGAUCGUUACGCUGGCCGACGAGGUGAAAGACAUGAAGACCCGCAAGGAACGAUUGCUGCGGGAACAGGACAUGGUCCUGUCCGAGAAAAAGCGUAUCCGGGACAAGUUCACGGCCCUCUAUCGGCACGUUUUUCAUAACCUCCGUGAUGGUGACGGCAAUCCGUACUCGCAGGAAAACUGGAGCUUGCAGCAGAGCGCCGAUGGAAGUGUGGUGCUCGUACCUCGAUCCGUUGACCGGCAGCACCAACAUCAGCAGCAACAACAGCAAGAUCAACUAUCGUCUGCUGGUGCCGGUGGAGUCAGCCAUCUGCACCACAAUCAGCAUGCUGGUCAUCAUCAUGGCAUUCAACAUCAGCUGCUGGCGACCGGUACCAGCAACAGCAACCAUCAGCUUCCUUCGGUGGUUCAUUUGCAUCAACAUCAGCAUCACCAGCAGCAGCAUCAUCCGUCGACGAAUGGAACCAGUAGCGGAAGUGCAGGAGCAAGUGGAUCCGCCAGCAGUGCUGCCAGUAAUAGCAGCAAUCGAUUGAAAGAGUGAUGCUUGUACCAUCAGCAUCAUUGUCACCACCAACAGCAGCAGCAGCAACAGCAGCAUUUGCUCCGACAGCACCCCACGUGGCCCCACACGUUGUUCUACUAAUACUAGACUAACCCGAGUCGGACUGUAAAAGGGGGCGUUUUCCGUGUGUUUCUAUAGGACGAGAAUUUGGGAAACCGUAGAAAGUUCCACAAAUAGGGGACCGGAGAAUAAGUGAAGGAUGGAAUCGAACGUACCUCAGGAAAUUUUAAAGUGAAGAAUCAUUAACUAAACAGCAGCAGCGGACAGCUAGCUUGAAUCUUAACACAACGUAGGACCGUCGGCACCCGGAAGCUUUGGGUGUGACACAUUUUUAGAAUCAACUAAAUCAUUCAGCAACUGCUUGUCGUUUAGAAUGACCUAUUACACUAGAGCGUAUCCGGUUAAGGUAGUUUGUCAUCUACUUAUAUUAACUCCUAAACAUUGAGGGUUCAAUUUCAGUACACCUAACAACAGAAGCAUUGAUUGUUCCGUUUGAUUUUCGUUAGCUUUAAUUUAUCCCAUAUGUCGGAAGAACCGCUUGACGCGGACAAAUUGAUCAUUGGUGAAGAAAGUUUCAAGCAUAGAAAAAAACGCUCAUAUUGAGCGUUGCCGUUUUGCUUCCUUGUUGCAAAAAAAAACCAAAAACUCUGGUUCGGUUUUCCAAAAAGUGAGCAGCUAGACAGAUGAUACAAGAAAAGAACAAAAAACUAACAUUCCGGUUGUUCAAAAUUAUUUUGAUCAAAGUGAUUAUUGGUAUCAUGUAUACUACUUUGUUUAUUUGCAUUCCGGCAAUGUGCAGCCGGUGGUUGAAUUCGACUACAAACACUCACAGAAAUCUUUUGCGAUUACAUUAUUUCUUUUUUUUUUCUUAAUAAAGGUAAAAUGUUUAGGAUACCAAAAAUUAUCAAGGUAGUGACAGAAUAAUGCUUUUGCUUCAAGCAUAUUGUUUUAAUUUUAAUGGAAUCCAAACGGUGAAAUGGCCUUACUUCAAAACUUGUUUAGAUGAUGAAGACAACCCGAAUUAUCACCUCUGAAUUAGCGCAAUACAAUGUAAGCCACCUUCAAUGUAAAUGUCAAUGUAGAUUCAUUUUGAAGCCACAAUUGAAAAAAACAAACAACUGAAGUCUCCAGUUAAGUUGUGUUAGUUCUCUCGAUUGUCCCAACUAUAAGAUCGAAGAAAGGAACGAGAAAUUGAUUUAAUCGGUUAAAUUUCUUCCAGCAUCCGAGACAUGAGCUAAAACAGUUGGCACGAUUUAUAUCAGACUGUUUGGUGAAGCUAUUUUCAAUGCCGUUUAUUCUUUUGUUGCACCGCAAACCAAUUUUCAAAAUAUUUUCCAUACCAACCACUUUAUGAAAAUUUGUAUUUUUUUUUUCAAAUCAAUUUGAGAUUUUUCAAAAAGCUUUAAUUUAUGCUCAUAGCUUUCAUCCUUUUUUGAUAAUUUAUCCUAGAAUCGAAGUCAACCAAAAAGAAAUCAAACAUCUUUAUCGAAAAUUUUUGUAAAAAGGCGGUAUCUUGCUUAGAGAUUAAAAAAGAAAUAUAAAAAUGUAAAAUAAAACAACAGAAUUAAAAAUGUCAACUCAACUUAAGCUUUCUUGAAACACAAAAAAAAACAAAAGCAUUGAAUAAGACACAAAAAAAAACUUCAAACCGAGAACAACUAACAAGAAACUAUUCAAAAGAGUUCGUUCAUCCAACGAAACAGGAGAAAACAGUAAAAUAUUAACACUUUUCAGCUGGAAACUGGGCACUGUUCUAAAUGUGGUAUGUUGAAGAUAUUAAUGAGGGAACGCGGGGCUUUCCCCGGUCGUGACUGGUGAUUGAAUUCAUGGAACACGCUUUUUCAAUAAUUUAAUUUAAUCUUAUAAUAUACAGAGAUGAGCAACAUAAAUUGGAACACAAAUAGAGUGUGGUGCAAAAUUAGCGGUGAUAAGUUCAUAUAGGAAGUAUGACGGGAGAAUCGAAAACAAAAAGGAAACUAAUCUUAUGUCGUAUUAUUAAAUGGAAGCAGUCAAAUGUCCUCUUUUCGUUACAAACACAAGUAAAUAACAUGCAACGAGUAACUAAUUAUUUAGCGCUUACAAAUGUAUAUGAUAACUGAGUUAUUUAAAUUAUUGGUUGUGUUAUGUUUUUUUUCUCUUCCCCCUUCUAACUCCUUCGACACCGAAGCAAGAAUAUUGCGCUUUUGAUAGUGAUUGCCUAGUUAUUAGACGGAAUGAAAGUACACCUUAUAAUCCUCUGUAAAACUGUUACACUUACUGUGGUACAAUUUUGUUCUUUACCUUCAAUCGAUAACAUGUGCGCGUGUUUGUGAUUAAUAAAUGAUAAAAAAAACACAAUACUUACGAUUACUCGUAUCGUGAUAACUGGAACCAUAUUUGAAAAGAAAAACGAAACAAAAAAUAAAACACAAUGUAUUAUAGAAUUCUUGAGCGGCUAGGUUUAAAUUGUCUGCUCCAAUUUUAAAGCUUGUUUUUUUUCCUUUUGGCUUUGGGUUUGAGCAAUACAACAAAAUGAUAAUAUGGAAAUUAAAGAUUCGACAACAUAAAUACACGUGAUCGGAAACUCAUUGUAAAAUAUAAAAAAGCGAGAGGGUGAGAUAUCGCGAUGUGGUGGAAAGCAAAAGCUAGGAACUAGUUGUAAGUCAUUAUUAAGAUUGCUAUUGUUGUGUACAUAUAUAAAUAUAUUAUAUUAUACUGAGAAAUAAAAACUUAAGAAAUCCAAA